Messenger RNA from Dermacentor silvarum, 2630 nucleotides. RefSeq names its product hydroxyacid-oxoacid transhydrogenase, mitochondrial (gene T3dh). Gene Ontology annotation, molecular function: metal ion binding; alcohol dehydrogenase (NAD+) activity. Lineage: Eukaryota; Metazoa; Arthropoda; Arachnida; Ixodida; Ixodidae. Gene Ontology annotation, cellular component: mitochondrion. The transcript is spliced from 12 exons. Bases 171 to 1586 code for a protein of 471 amino acids. The record is from RefSeq and is a predicted model, not a curated record.
UUUUUUAAUACGUAAGCGACUGGUGGGCUGGUGGUUUGUUGCAGUGCAUACGCCUCCGUGCAGUGUGCAAGUGUGGUCGUGUACUUGCCGCGUUUGAGGCGUAAGUUCUCGAGGGUUUGUGCUAACGUUUCCACUCAACUUGGUGCUAAAACUGCCACCGUCACGUCCCAAUGUCCAACGCACUUCGCGUCGUCAACUUGCUCCAACAAGUGUCGCGGGCAUCAUGCCGGUGUCCAGCUCACGCUGCAGUUUCGUCCGCUCAAGGUGUUAGAGACAGCCACCAUGACCACCAGGUGGACCUCCCGAAGAGUGACUAUGCAUUCGAGAUGGCCUGCUCCAACAUCCGCUACGGACCCGGGGUGACCCGCGAAGUUGGAAUGGACAUGAACAACUUGGGCGCGAAAAACGUCUGCCUUAUGACGGAUCCGAACCUGGUGAACUUGCCGCCCGUUCAGGACACAUUGGACUCUCUGCACCGGCACAAUGUCAACUACAGCUUGUUCAGCGAAGUCUGCAUCGAACCCACCGACGAGAGCUUCCAAAGGGCCAUAGGGUUUGCCCGUGCAUCGGAGUACGACGCCUUCUUGGCAGUGGGUGGUGGCUCCACCAUCGACACGUGCAAGGCCGCCAACCUCUACUCGUGCAAUCUCGAACGAGACUUCCUGGACUUCGUCAACGCCCCCAUUGGCCGUGGUGUUCCCAUACCUUCGAACCUCAAGCCUCUGGUCGCAGUGCCCACGACGGCUGGCACGGGCAGCGAGACGACGGGCGUGGCCAUCUUCGACUACCUGCCGCUGCGUGCCAAGACGGGCAUCGCGCACCGCGCCCUCAAGCCCACGCUUGGCAUCGUUGACCCAUUGCAUGCCCUCCACAUGCCAGAGAGAGUGGCCGCCUACAGUGGAUUUGACGUGCUCUGCCACGCACUGGAGUCGUACACAGCCAUCCCCUUUAACAAGCGCACCCCCUGCCCGUCCAAUCCCAUCCAGAGGCCCGCCUACCAGGGCAGCAACCCCAUCAGCGAUGUUUGGUCCCUCUACGCGCUGCGCAUCAUCAAGAAGUACUUCAAGAGAGCUGUGUUCGACAAGGAGGAUGUCGAGGCUCGUUCCAGCAUGCACUUGGCCAGCGUCUAUGCAGGCAUUGGCUUUGGCAAUGCCGGGGUCCAUCUCUGCCACGGGAUGUCUUACCCCAUCGCUGGCCAAGUCAAGGACUACAAGGCGGCUGAGUAUGUCACGGAUCACCCCAUCAUUCCUCACGGUCUCUCUGUGGUGAUGACGUCACCAGCCGUGUUCGAGUUCACCGCCAGCAUGUGUCCCGAGCGCCACGUUGAGGCAGUCAAGGCCCUUGGCGGUGAUGUGACUAACUUGAAGGAAGCAGACGCUGGCCGGGCCUUGGCCGAUCUGCUGCGCAAGUACAUGCUGGACAUGAAGGUGGACAAUGGACUCGCUGCUCUGGGCUAUGGCAGUGACGACAUCCCCGCCCUCGUGAGAGGCACCCUGCCCCAGGAACGAGUGACUCGCCUGUCACCACGCAGCCACACCGAAGAGGAUCUGACGCAGCUCUUCGAGGCCUCCAUGACUGUGUACUGAAUGCUGACACGGCUCGGGGUGCGAGGAUUGGCCUAGAGAAUCAAGCACGCCUCUUGCAACGUGGCCACCGUAUUUCAAACAUAGCGUGCCCCUGUUGGAGUGCCCACUAGGUGGGACCAAGCACCCAUCAACUUCAUCGCCUCUUGGGCACUCGUACCAGCGCUCAUUAGCAGCGCACACCAACUGCCCGGGUCACCCGAGCAAAGCCUGAGCUACGCGUGUAAGAGGCGGCAAUUGGAGGACCUUUCAUCAGAAACAAAGGAUUGCACUCGUUAUUCAGCACCUUCAACUUCACCAACGCACGUCACGCUGCUUCACAUUAGACCCGUUUUUCAUGGCAGUCUGCGAGUUGUAUGUGAAACCAGACGAUGUGGAGGCAAACGCUCGUCCAUGUUUAUAUCUGUAGCUGCGUGCCUUCAAGAUGCCUCACGGUGACUGCUCGUGACGAAAUUUAUCGAAGUGUACUUGGCACUGUAGCAUACAUGGAGUGCGUGUGCAAAACGCACAGCUGCCAACCUCUAAACCUUAAAACUUGUAAAAAGCCUCCAUACACAAUAUUAAGAGGGGGGAAUAGCAUGGAUGUAUUUAUCUUUUUUUCCUUCUUUUUUUUUGUCCCAGAAGCACACAUAUUUAUCGAGCGAAUAUGUUUCUUAUAACAAUUGUUUACCUGUACAGUCGCACCCACUUAUAACAAUAUUCAAGUGUCACGAAAAUUUCAUUGUUAUGACUGAUAAUUGCGGGUUGCACGAAAAAAAUCAAAAUGGGGGGAUGGCAGAGCUGUUGUGCGAAAACUAUAAUGGUGGGGAGGUCAGUGUCUCUCUCCGCCACCUUCCUACAUCUGGCUGCUGAUAGUGUUGACUCCUUUUUAACUGUUUAAUACUCCUUCCUGCACGCUCUGAUCGUGUGUAACAAGUCGCUGCUGUCAGCGUUCAAGAAUGGUACUGCUGUAGUAAAACCUCGUUAAAUUGGAUUUCGUGGGACAGAAAAACUGUCCGAAUUACCGAGGGUACCAAAAAAACAAUAAACAAAUGCUUUCUACGUCAA